Molecule: messenger RNA, 1001 nt
Organism: Myodes glareolus (Bank vole)
Lineage: Eukaryota; Metazoa; Chordata; Mammalia; Rodentia; Cricetidae
Product: P2Y purinoceptor 3-like
Biological process (GO): G protein-coupled receptor signaling pathway
Cellular component (GO): plasma membrane
Molecular function (GO): G protein-coupled receptor activity
Source: RefSeq, a predicted model, not a curated record
CUCCUUGAUCAUUCUGGUGUGUUACUCUCUGAUGGUCAGGAGCCUGACUUCUCCAGUGGAGAAUCUCCCAGAGGCAGGCUACUUGGCCCGUGCCAAGUCCAUUCGGACCAUCCUGCUGGUGUGCAGCCUCUUCGCCCUCUGUUUUGUGCCCUAUCACAUUGCCCGAUUCUUCUACUUCGUCACCCGGUUCCGGAACUCACGGGACUGCGAACUCCUAUCGGCAGCCAGCUUAGCCUACAAGAUCUGCAGACCCCUGGCCAGCAUGAGCAGCUGCCUCAAUCCCAUCCUGUACUUCCUGUCACGGGGCAACAACAGAGCCCAACUCUUCCAGAAGCUGAGACAGAACAAGGUUCCCACAAAAGAAGGACCUCGUCUUACUGCUGACUCCCAGCCCCGGUCUCUACAGCAGAGCCCCACAGAGGGCUGCUCAGGAGACAGAGGCUGAGCGAAUGAGGGAGUGGAGGGUGGAGAGAGUGAAGCCCUUACCGUGUAAUCGGGCAGGACAUCUAAGCCUCAGCGGCCCUGAGAAAUGAUGCUAUUGGCCUGUUUUUUGCCAACACACACACACACACACACACACACACACACUAGGUUUUUGGCAAGUUCACCCACUGGAGACCACCCACCCAGAUCAUAAUUGAAGAAAGGCUGCAUGCAAGGCAGGGGCCCUUGAAGCCUGUGAGCCUACAUGUCAAGCCUAGGACUGUCCAAGUGUUCAACAGCACAGUCUGUCCCCGACGGUCAUCCGGCUCCUUCCCAUGGUUGGCUAUUGACAGAUCAUGGAGUCUGCCUUCUAUGCUUUUCAUUACAUUGCUUAACAGCGGCUCCCUCAGGAAAGGAUCCUCCAGAUAAGAUGGAAGAUAUGGAGCCCGGGAUCUGUCUGAAGAAGGUGUCUCUUAUUUUUAUUCAAGCAUAAGGCUUCCAUUCACGACAACACAUACACACAUACACACACACAUUCACAUACAAUCUCCAUUUUCUAAUUUUUAGUUUUUACACAG